AUGAUUGAGUUCGCUACUGAAAUAAGCGAGGAUUCUAUUUUGAACAAAAAGGAAGCAGAGCCAAAGAAAAAAAAGUCAAUAGAAGACACAAUUUUUGAAUUUUUCUUUAUAUUAUACUAUCAUCAUAAUUGCAAAGAAAAAUCCCUAGUAAAACAAAAAUUAAAAUUGGCAAUUGAAGCUACUAUUUGGUGUCUUCAAAUGGUCAGUUUGCUAUGGAUUCCAAAUCUCUUAAUUUCAGAUUGGGAGGCUAAUAUGACUAUGUGAGUCGCUAUAGGUUAUGUAAAAAUAGACAAUACCUGCUCAGCCUUUGAUAUUGAAGAUAAAUGUUUAUAUAUCUCAAUGGCUUAUGAUUUUAUAGUAAUUUUAGGCAUUUUUGCAUGCUUUUUAGCUAUUUACUUUUCCAAAAGCUUGCCAAAAAUUAUAAUAAGCUUAUUAAAUAGACUUAUCUGGCUGUGGCUAAAUUUUUUAUGCAUCCCUUCAUUAGAAAUAUUCACUUUGUUUCUUAAAUACAGUUCACAACAAAAAAAUGUCACUGAAUAUAAAAAAAAUGAAGAUUCAGCAAAAUAUGAAAUUUCAAGCCCAAUACAAACUUUAAGCAUUAUUGCAAUUUUAAUAUGUUUUCUGACUAUUUUAUUAUAUUCUAUUCUUUCAUCUGAAAUUCGCCACUGUGCAGCAAAAAGUACAGUUAAUGCAAAAGCUCAUUCAAAAAUAGAGAUUCAUACAGCAAUCUUUACAUUCUCUUUCCCAGUUUUUUAUUCAAUAUUUGCUGAUAAUUAUAUCCUACAUUUACAGAUUUUAGCAUUAAUUAUAUCAGUAUUUUUAAUAGCCGAGACAAUUUCAUUUUUUCCUUAUUUUUCAGAAUAUUGUAGUAUAGUCGUUAUUAUUCGGUUUUUUAUCGUUGCCCUGGUAUCUUUUCUUUUUAUUUUUGGCUACUGCUUAGAUAAUUCAUUAUCUAUUUCUAUAUUUGCAAUUAUUUUACUCCCUAUCUCUAUUAUAUUUAUUAUUAUUUACACUUUAAAACUACACAAAAAACUAAGCAAAAAUAUUCCUGAAAGUAUUGAUGGAAUACAUGAUCAAUACCACUUAGAAAAAUCUCUCAGAUAUGCAUUGUGCUCUGAAAACCAUAAAAAUAAAGAUGAAAUUAUACGAAUUUUCGAAAAUUUUUUCUUAUUUAAAGGCUUACAUAGAUGUAAGCUUCAAAUUAUAUGGAUUGCAAACUACUGCUUAUUUACUUUAAAAAAUGGAGCUCUAGCGAAGAUUAAAUUGUCCAAAGCAAAAAGUUUAUCAGAAUGGAGCUUGGAAGCUAGAUAUCAAGAAUACUUGUGCAAUAGAAUCAUUACGGAAUUCGAUUCAAAUGAAAGCGUAUCUUAUGAGAAUUAUUACCACAAAAUCAAUCAAAUUAAGCACCAAGAUAGAAAACUAUGCGAAAAUUUAUCAUCAUUUUGGGAAGAAGUUACUUCCAAAAACCUAUCUUUUUAUAAUUUAAUCAGAACUUUAAAUUCCAUUGAUGAUGGGAUUGAAUUUUUAAAUGCAGAAUAUAAACAACUUACCACAAAAUACCAUAAUUCUCGAGAUGCAUUAAUCAUGUAUUUUUUAUAUAUGAGGAAUAUUUUGCAUGAUUAUGAUAACUCUGACAAGAUUAACUACAAGCUCAGAUUUUUUGAUAGAAUUUUUUCCAGCAUAUACUAAUUGACCAAGAAUAGCCCACUAAGGAGCCAUUCUUGGUCUGCCAGAAAAAAUUUUGACAAAAGAUCCUAAUCUGCCAUUACCACUGAGUUUUGGUGUUUCCAAAUUUUUUGGGAAAGCCAAAUGCAAUAAAAACAAUUGUUCUUUUGCGAUGAUGCAUUUGGCUUGUCAAAAAAAUUUGGAAACACCAAAACUCAGUGGUAAUGGCAGAUUAGGAUCUUUUUGUCAAAAUUUUUUCUGGCAGACCAAGAAUGGCUCCAUAGUGGGCUAUUCUUGGUCAAUUAGUAUAACCAAUAAUACUCAAAAUUUAAGCUGUUUUAAUAGUAGCAACGGAAUUUUGCUUAUUUCAAAUGAGGACGAAAAUUUUGGAGAAAUUCUGUCCGCAAACUCUAAAGCUAUGAGUUUUUUCAACUUGUCAUUACAUGAUAUUAUAGGAAAUAAUAUUCAAAGUUUCAUUCCGGAGCCUUAUAAAACAAAAAUUCUUGAUAAAAUGAAUCAUAUGGUGCAUUUUAGUUCAACAACGGAUACCUAUUUUAAUGAUGGCUGCUUUUUUAUUUCCAAAAAGAAUUACCUGUUAGAAACUAUUGGAAAAGCAUCAAUAACUUCUAUUAAUAGCGUCCUUGUCACUAUACUUGUUUUCAAAAUAAAUCGAACUCAACAUCAGGCUGCUUUAGUAUCUGAAGAAGGAGAAAUUUAUUGCUAUUCUGAAGGAUUUUCUGAAAUUGCAGGAAAUUGUAAUAAUUUGGCAGGACUCAAUAUAAAAUCUUUAUUUCCAUGCUUAGAAAAAACUGAAUUACAACCACUCACCCCAUAUCAUAUACCAGGCUUAAAAAGUGAAACAAUUUUGAUAUUUAUGCACUCAGAAUUUUAUAAGGACCCCCCCCCUCAUUUGUCCAAUUUUCUAGUCUUAUAGGAAUAAAAAUUUAUUUAGGACCUCAUUUGUCCAAUUUUCUAGUCAAAAUUUUGAUAGAGAAAAAAAAUUUCAGGACCUCAAUUGUCUCAUUUUCAAGUUUUUUUAAAGUAAAAAACUAGAAUUUAGGGCAUUCGAAAAAAUCCAAAAAAACUAGAAAAUUGGACAAAUCAUUUUUGACUAGAUUUUGGGACAAAUGAGGUCCUGAAAAAAAAAAAUUCUUAUAAAAAAAAGACUAGAAAAUUGGACAAAUGAGGGGGGGGUUCCUUAGCAUAAAAAUCCCUUAUGUGCUUCUCAUAAACGAUCCUAAUGAAAUUAUUAAAUGAAAAGACGAAAAUUGAAGGACUCAAUACGAUUUUUCUAGUGAAAACUCAGUAAGGCCAACUCCAUUCUCAUUUCAAAUGCUCAAAUCCUCAGUUUCUGAAGAAAACUCUCCACUGCUGUCAAAAGAAGCGCUUGGGCAUGAUUAUUUAUCAGACGAAACUACCAAAAUAAUAAAAGAAAAAAAUAAUACUGAAAAAUCUCAAAGCACAGAAAGCUCAUCUCAAUGUGUAUUUCUUCAAAUGAUAAAAAUAUCAUCAAGAUCAAUCGAUGUCUUACACCUUAUUUUAGUUUUAUUGGUAACUUUUAAUCAGAUUUGUGUGGUAAUAUUUACUAAUUUGGCAGUUUUAUUUUAUGCUUUUAAUAGGAUUAAUGCUGUUCGUGACUUAAGCCUUCCAAAAGCAUUAGGAGAUAUUGGAAAAUCGUUCCAACAAAUUGGACUUCUUUCUAGACUCAUUUUUAUAUUUUAUCCGUUGAGCCAGGCAGCUUCAAUUGUAAACUUCUGUUUUAGCCGUUUUGAAGAAAAUGUGAAAAAUCUUGAUAAUUUGUAUACGAAUAUUUCGGGAAAUUUAACAAAUUGAGGUUCAUGCUCUGGGAAUGACAUUUUUAGUGAAAAUAAUAUUAAUUUAUGAAAAAUUGAUGAUGAUAUAUAUAAGGAAAAAACGAAUUUAAUAGAUACGAUUUCACAAUUUAUUCAAUUUGUAAAUUUUACAUAG
Messenger RNA from Blepharisma stoltei, 3633 nucleotides. The record is from the annotation of a GenBank genome assembly. Lineage: Eukaryota; Ciliophora; Heterotrichea; Heterotrichida; Blepharismidae.